Mycosarcoma maydis (corn smut) is the source of this 4965-nucleotide messenger RNA. RefSeq lists its product as uncharacterized. The coding region runs from base 1 to 4965 and encodes 1654 amino acids. Gene Ontology annotation, biological process: protein phosphorylation. Lineage: Eukaryota; Fungi; Basidiomycota; Ustilaginomycetes; Ustilaginales. The transcript has a single exon. Gene Ontology annotation, molecular function: protein kinase activity. The record is from RefSeq and is a predicted model, not a curated record.
AUGAGCACUGAACCAGUUUCGUCACUGGCAUUGCCAGCGCCAGCAAUAUUACCGACCACGCCAAUCCCGGCUUCCACACAGCAGGCCUCGUCUCUAGUAUCAGAUCAGAUCCAGGAAGCAUCCACAGCAUCACAAAAGUCAGUAACAUCCAUCACCCAACCGCCAAUCCCAUCACAACAACAACCGCCGCAACAUAUCACGGCAAAUCAUCCAGCUUCCAUCGCUGCUGCUGCCACCGUUGCCCUUUCUGCCACCUUGCUCAAUCCAAAUGAGUGGAACGCGCUCGCAUCCACCAGCAUGGUCACCUUGGAUGAUCUCAGAUCUGCCUUCCUCGAGCAGCGGCAACAGCAGCUGAAAGACUUGGAACGAUCGCAUCGCGAAAGUCUGCGCGAGAUGAUCUUCAUGUCAGAAAACUACGACAAGGAAGACGUUGCCGGUAGUCCAUGGAAGCUGGGCCAAAGCCUGCAAGUGGCAGAAGAUGAUGCACGCGAGCAUGUCAAGAGCUUUCUAGACCAGCAUCGUCUAGCGCUUGACCCAAAAAUGUCUAUCAAGGACCAUAUCUUGGAGCAGCCAAAACUACUUCGCCAGCGUGUCUCACAAGAGCUUAAGACGGGUCCGAUUGAGCUCGCGCCUCCACCUACACCCACAAGCGCGACCGCACCCUCUGCAGGCGAAGCACAGCGCGACCGCGACCUCAAAAGGGAGAUCGAGCAGAACAACUUGCAUCGCAGUCAGGCCGUUGCCCGCGCCGCUGCCGCCGUUCAGGCCCAUGCCAUUGCAGAAGGUGUCGCCAAGAUCAAGCCUCUCACCAUUACCGCUGCAGAGAGCCAGGGUGUGCGAGUUGCCCCGCUACAGCCUGGUCAGGUGCCCAGCUUCGUCAUCGAAUCCACUACGCCCAUCGCCCAUAUCGUCGCCAGCUCCGAUUCUUCUACAGCCGUCCUUGUUGCCUCAGAUGCUCAAAAGGUGGAUUCACACACUACAAUGUCGGCCGCCGAGGCGGUCACACCUGCAAUCAAAGUGGAAUCUACCGAUAAUAUCGACGCAUCGCCUUCAAAAGCAUCUCACGCGCUCGAAAAGGCAGUAUCUCCCGUGCCUGGUCUCGCCCGUAAUGCCUCGACUCAGUCAACGAGCCUCCGCGUACCGCCUUCGCCCAUGGUCGUGCCCACGAUUCCCGAGAAUAUCACCGCCCCUCCGCUGCAUCCCACUUUGCAGGUCUUGGCACCUAAUCCACUCUCGGUGACUUACGCUGCAUCAUUGCGACCUCUUCCACCCGACCCGACACGACGCAUCACCGGUGCUGGUCUAUCAGGGGGAGCCAUUCAUCACCGAAGUGGCAGAAAAAUUACGAGCUUGUCCAAUCAUUCCAACGUCAACUCUUACUCCAGUAUUGCCGCUGCCAAGAUCGGCCCCGCUGGCUCUGGUCAGGCCGACCUCUACAGAUGGUACGUACGCGCAAGAGCUUCGCCCGGCGCCGGCAUGGUGGGCAAGGCAGACAAAUGUCUCAUGACGAGCGACUGGAGGGUAGCGUUCAACGAGCAACGCUUUGUUCGCGCCAUGGCUAGGAUCGAAAAGCUCAAAGCACAAGGCGAAUGGAGUUUUCGUCAGCCCAAGAAGCAAAAGGGCCCCGUGGUUCGGAAAGCACACUGGGAUCACCUGCUAGAAGAGAUGAAGUGGCUGCAGACGGAUUUUAGAGAGGAGAGACGUUGGAAAAUGACGGUCGCUUUUCAUCUUGCGCACGAAGUUGCUGCUUGGCAUCGUGCACGCACGCCAGCUGAGCGAGCUCAGUUUUGCGUUCAUGUACAACGGUCAUACCGCCACAGAACCAUCUCAGACAACGUAGAGCAGCACAAUACCGACAAGCUAUCUGCGAAAGAGGUUGUCUCGUCCUCCCAACCGUUCCAAGCCGCUGCAGCAUCUCUUGAUGACGUCGAGAUGACACAUUCAACAUCAAGUUCGCACAUUCAGAAGGACGGGGAACCUGCAACAGUCAAAGCGGAGAGUGGCCAGCCGGUCGAGGAUGCCGAUGUCACCAUGGAUGGAGGGGCAGAUGCUGACGAAGCUGUCACCCAGGCUGUUGAAAGUGCUCUGCAGACUACCAACGAGGCAGCAAGCGCUCGGGCCGAGGAAAUGGAUGCGGACGGAGAAGACGAUGCGGACACAGAUGCCAACGAUGUAGAGGCGGCAACAGCUGCGCUUGUGUCAGGAGAGCCAAGUAAGCCACCAAAAGUGGAGGUUGUUCGCGAACCGCUGUCCCAACCACAACCCAUGCCGACCCUCGCCGAUGUAUCCGUGCCGACAACAUCCUCGGCUACGCCUACCGUUCCCGCGUCCUCCACCCCCACGACUGCGGCCAACGACAAGCUCGUCCAUGCUCUACGCAGCCAGCCGAAAGAUGCAGACUCGACACUCACUGCUGAAAUGCCGCCACAGCUGCUCGCCACCCUUCGAGCUCCGAUCUUUUCCACGAGCGUCACCACCACUGUCGUGUCGCCGGCAGCCCUGCUGGAUUCGUUGAAUCCCGAGGCAGCUGCCGCUCUUCUGGGCAUAGAGGUGAGCGAUUUGGCCAACGCUGCUGACCUGCUAGAGCCCGGCUCGCUUUCGUUCAGCAAAAUGUUCCCCGAGCUUCCUUUGUACGGAGGCGUUUCGCUACCAGAGUCAAACAGCAAAAGCGACAGGCGCUGGGAUGAGGGAAGCCUGAACCAACCACCACGCCUCACUCACGUGACCAAGCUUCUCGACUCGCGUCCGCUCCUUGUCAGCACGCUGGAACCCUCCAAGAACCGUGCCAACGGUCGCUGGCUUGCCGACAGUGACUGGGUCGUAGCUGCUGAGCAGUCGGAUCCGCUGCGUGGCGUGACCGAUGGUGCUGAUACUGCAUUGCCGCCCAUGCCCGGCUCUUUGCUCUUUGCUCGCAAGAGCAACCGAGCCGCCAAGGACGCCAGUGGUCCAGCUUCGACAACGCCUGCAGAGCCUGCCUCACCAGACGCGCGAGCAGCCCUGUUCGUGUGGACACCGGACGAGGACAAUUACUUGAUGACUUUGGCCAAGCAAUACCACAACAAUUGGGCUUUGGUCGCCGACCUGUUCAACUCGACGCGUCUCAACACUGCCACGGACAAACGUGAGGCUUGGGACUGUUACGACCGUUGCAAGCGCAUCGAGCAGGCAGCCGCGGAAGGCAAACCGCCUCCUGGUCCGCCGCCGAUGCCUGCGCCAGCAGCAGACGCCGACAAGGACAGCAAAAAGGGCGAUGGCAAAGAUGCCGAUGCUUCAAGCUCUAAGCGCGACAAGCUGAGCAAGAAGUCGGGAUCCAAACACGAUGGUUCGAAGAGAAAGCAGCGCCGGAGCAAUUUGAUGGAGGUGAUGCGGAGAUCAGCCAAGCGGCGCGAAGCCACCAAACAGGCGCAGCAGACGCAGCAGACGAAGAAAGUGAAUCUCAACACGCACGAAACGCACGCACAGAUCAAGGCGGGGCCCGCCAUCACGCCGCAGUCGCUCAGCGCACUUAAGACAGAGCGUGACCAGGCUGCUCUGCGACAGUACUACGAGCAGCAGCGUGCACAGCUCGCCUACCAGCAGCAACAGCAGCAGCAGCAGCGAUUGUUAGCGCAACAGGCGCAAGCACAGCGCAUGGCACAGCAGCAAGGAACUGCCGGUACUUCUGCGCCUGCGGCCACUGCAGUGACGCAGGCAGGCAAGGCUGGCACCGCCAUUGUUGCGGGCGGUACUGGUGGUGUAGGAAAUGUUAGUUUGCUUCCCGCGGGUACGCCCGCUGCAUCAGCCGGACCGGCUGGUCAAGCGCAGCAAAAGGCGGCUACAGGACAAGGGACGAACCAAGCGAUCGCUCAGCAAACACAGCAGCAGCAACAGCAGCCACAGUCUCAGCAAACGGCGCAGAUGCAAGUUCAGCAGCCGCCGGCAGCGGCAGCGGCCGCGCAGCAGCAACAACAACAACAAGUGCAAUUGCAAUCGCAACUGCAAGCCUCGCAAGCGGCACAGAUGCAGAACCUGUAUGCUCAGAUGCAGCAGCAGCAGCAACAGCAGCAGCGACAGCAGCAACAACAGCUCGGGCAGGCAGCGGCUGGUCUGGCUCAAGUGCGACCGGGAGUCGGAGCAUUGACGCAGCAGCAGUUGGCAACGUUGACGCCGCAGCAGCAACAGCAGUACCAUGCACAGCUUGCCGCGGCUACGGCGGCGGCGCAGCAGCAGCAGCUUCGCAGCCAGAUGGCGGCGGUAGCGGCGGCGCAAGGCGGACAAGCAGGAUUUCAGCUGCCGAACGCGCAGGCUCAGGCACAGGCACAGGCACAGGCCCAGUUUCAGUUGAUGCAGCAGCAGCAGCAGCAGCAGAAUGUGAUGCAGAACCAGGGUCGACCGGCGAUGGCACAACAGGCGCAACAGGCGGCGCUACAAAUGUAUCAGCAGCAGCAGAGGCAAGCGCAAAUGCGUCCUCCACAGCCUACGCAACCGUUCGCUGCUCGACCCAACGCUCGGCCUGGCACUGCAGCGUCCAGUCAAGCCAAACCGCAGGCCGCAGCACGCUCCGCCACGCCAGCACCUCCGAUGCCAGCAACCGUGCAAGCGCUCCAGCAGCAACUCGCCAUCUCGCUCGCCACUUCCAACCUCAGCGCUGAGCAGAUCAACGGGCUCGCUAUCCAGCUCUACAAACAGGCACAGCAACAGCAACAGCAACAGCAACAGCAACAGCAACAGCAACAGCAACAGCAACAGCAACAGCAACAACAACAACAACAACAACAACAACAACAGCAACAGCAGCAACAACAGCAGCAGCAGCAGCAGCCACAGCAACCCGCCCCAACUCAGCAAAGACCUCCCCCCCAGCAGCUCCUCAACCAGGCUAUCCAGGCUUUGGCAGCUCAGACCCAGAAGAACCAGCAACCAGCUCCGACUGUGCACGGUGUAACAGGCAGCCCAGUGCGCCCUCCUACGCCGAGACCGAGCUAG